Messenger RNA from Phasianus colchicus (ring-necked pheasant), 7006 nucleotides. It is a transcript of the gene GFPT1, whose product is annotated as glutamine--fructose-6-phosphate transaminase 1. NCBI's taxonomy places the organism in Eukaryota, Metazoa, Chordata, Aves, Galliformes, Phasianidae. Gene Ontology annotation, biological process: UDP-N-acetylglucosamine metabolic process; protein N-linked glycosylation; fructose 6-phosphate metabolic process. The record is from RefSeq and is a predicted model, not a curated record. Gene Ontology annotation, molecular function: L-glutamine:D-fructose-6-phosphate transaminase (isomerizing) activity; carbohydrate derivative binding.
ACGCGGGUUGUGCGCAUGCGCUCUGUGCGCCCGCGGCGGCGGGGUGCGGGCGGGGCGGCCCCGACUGAGCGGAGAGCGGCAACGCGGAGCGGAGCAGCGCGCAGCAUGUGCGGCAUCUUUGCUUACUUGAACUACCAUGUUCCCCGGACAAGAAGGGAGAUUCUGGAGACCCUUAUCAAAGGUCUCCAGCGGUUGGAGUACCGUGGUUAUGACUCUGCAGGUGUGGGAAUCGAUGGUGGCAACGACAAAGACUGGGAAGCUAAUGCUUGCAAAAUCCAGCUUAUCAAACAGAAGGGGAAAGUGAAGGCUCUGGAUGAAGAGGUGCACAAGCAGCAGGACAUGGAUCUUGACAUCGAGUUCGAUGUGCACCUUGGAAUUGCGCACACCCGGUGGGCUACCCAUGGAGAGCCUAAUCCCAUCAACAGCCAUCCACAGCGCUCAGAUAAAAACAAUGAAUUCAUCGUCAUCCACAAUGGCAUCAUCACCAACUACAAAGACUUGCGGAAAUUCCUGGAGAGCAAGGGCUAUGACUUUGAGUCAGAGACGGACACAGAGAGCAUCGCCAAACUGGUGAAGUACAUGUAUGACAACCGGGACAGCGACGACAUCAGCUUCACCACCCUGGUGGAGAGAGUCAUCCAGCAGCUGGAAGGUGCUUUUGCCCUUGUAUUCAAAAGCGUUCAUUAUCCUGGUCAAGCAGUUGGUACAAGACGAGGCAGCCCUCUGCUCAUAGGAGUGCGUAGUGAGCACAAGCUCUCCACUGACCACAUCCCCAUCCUGUACCGUACAGGUAAGGAUAAGAAGGGAAGCUGCAACCUGUCUCGUGUGGACAGCACCACCUGCCUCUUCCCUGUUGAGGAGAAAGCUGUGGAGUACUAUUUUGCUUCUGAUGCUAGUGCUGUCAUUGAGCAUACCAACAGAGUGAUUUUCCUUGAGGAUGAUGAUGUAGCAGCUGUGGUUGAUGGCCGUCUUUCCAUCCACCGGAUCAAACGUACAGCAGGCGAUCACCCCGGGCGUGCCGUGCAAACCUUGCAGAUGGAACUUCAACAGAUUAUGAAGGGUAACUUCAGCUCGUUCAUGCAAAAGGAGAUUUUUGAGCAGCCAGAAUCCGUUGUUAAUACCAUGAGAGGAAGGGUCAACUUUGAUGACUACACUGUGAAUCUUGGAGGCUUGAAGGAUCACAUUAAGGAGAUUCAGAGGUGUCGUCGUUUAAUUCUUAUUGCCUGUGGGACGAGUUACCAUGCUGGAGUUGCAACCCGUCAGGUUCUGGAAGAACUGACUGAAUUACCUGUGAUGGUUGAACUAGCCAGUGAUUUCCUGGAUAGAAACACUCCUGUCUUCAGAGAUGAUGUUUGCUUUUUCAUCAGCCAGUCAGGUGAGACAGCAGAUACUUUGAUGGGUCUUCGGUACUGCAAAGAGAGAGGAGCCUUAACUGUAGGCAUAACCAACACAGUUGGCAGCUCUAUAUCACGGGAGACGGAUUGUGGAGUCCAUAUCAAUGCAGGACCAGAGAUAGGGGUUGCCAGUACCAAGGCCUAUACCAGCCAGUUUGUCUCUUUGGUGAUGUUUGCUCUCAUGAUGUGCGAUGACAGAAUUUCUAUGCAAGAAAGACGCAAGGAAAUCAUGCGUGGUCUUAAAGGUCUACCAGACUUGAUUAAAGAAGUGCUGAGUAUGGACGAUGAGAUUCAGAAGCUGGCCACAGAGCUGUACCAUCAGAAGUCUGUUCUCAUCAUGGGACGUGGCUACCACUAUGCUACAUGUCUAGAGGGAGCUUUGAAAAUUAAAGAAAUUACCUAUAUGCACUCUGAAGGGAUAUUGGCAGGUGAGCUGAAGCAUGGCCCUCUUGCACUGGUGGACAAACUCAUGCCUGUUAUCAUGAUCAUCAUGAGAGACCAUACGUAUGCAAAGUGCCAAAAUGCUCUCCAGCAGGUCAUUGCACGACAAGGACGACCUGUUAUCAUUUGUGACAAGGAAGACAUCGAGACAAUUAAGAACAAUAAGAGGACAAUCAAAGUUCCCCAUUCUGUGGACUGUCUGCAGGGUAUCCUGAGUGUUAUCCCCCUUCAGCUUCUGGCUUUUCACCUUGCAGUUCUCAGAGGAUAUGAUGUUGAUUUUCCAAGAAAUCUGGCCAAGUCCGUAACUGUAGAGUGAAAGAUCAUCUGAAUCAUAGGGGCAAAGGGGAAUUAAGUGAAAGACUCUUUUUGGUACCAAAAUAACUUGAUUUUAAAUCCCCUAGGUAAAUCUUAUUUUGGUAAUUGAUUGUUUGUGUACGAGAUCACUGUAAUUCCAUUACAUUAGUGAUUGUCAAAUUGAUUCCACAUGCUAUGCCAAUAGCUUUGGGUUUUUUGAACAGUAGAUUUCCAUGGAAGCUAUUAAAUGGUUUUCUUUAAAAAUUACUGAGUCUUCUAGGUAAAGGGCCCUCCACUUCACUUUCAGAUACUGUCAUUGUUUCUUACCAGUGUGGCUCACUCCAGUUGCUGGUGAGGAGCCAUUCAAUGCAUUACCUGUCAUGCUCUUAGGCAGCGAUACCAGAGUGUACAACUGGAACAGGAGCUGCUGCUGGUCAUGGUCAUGUUUGUGCAGGUAUUUUAACAGUGGAAGAAACUGUAAAAGAGCAUUUGUGUCAACUUCCCCCUCAUUCAUAAAAGGGGAUUCAACUGACCUGUCUCAGCUUCUGAAGCUCUAGGCAUGUUGUAAAUGUGCUGAGGAAGUAAUGCUGCUUCAGAAAGAUGUUAUCUAUGCCAAACACCUAGCAGUUGACAAUCUCAUAGAGCUGGGCCAUGACACAGUGUGACACAGUAGCUCUUUGUAGUUGUACCUAUGAAGAUGGUGGAACUCACACCUUCAAAUGCAAGUGGAAGCAGUGUCUGGCUCAGCACCAUGGAUGCCUACCAAACAAAGGAGGGGGAACAGUGCUCAGUUGGUGGUGGUGUUUAUUUUGUUGGCUUUUAAUUUGUUUUUAAACAAGCAGCCUUCUUCCUGUGUUGUGGGAUGAAGGCUUUUCCCUCAGAGCCGUAGCACUGCGAAGAGAUCAUAAGGAAUGGGCUUUAUUUUGCUGCAGAUCACUUAAUGGUUUCUGCCUUCUGUCCUUUGAACAGAGACAGCACUAAAUCUCUCUCUGUGAGUCUUGCUACGUUAUACAGAGUCCCAUAAGUGCAUGGGUUCUAGUUUAUUUAGGAGCAGUUCAUAUGGUUGUAGUGUCAUAUGUGGUUGUGUCAAAUUGAGCUGGUGUAAAAUUGGAGGGGAUAAAACUUGAUAGCCACAAAAUACUUUGAUUUUUUAUCAUUAUUUGCAGAAGUUACUCAGAAAAUAUGCCUUCAAGAUGUUAAACAAGUCAUUAAAGGGCAGUUAAUUUGGUGUUUUCUAAUGUAGAAAGGUGAAUUCGUACCAGCCUGAUGAGUUCUGAAUUAGCUUUAUAUAUGCAAAAGCAUAGCACAAGGUGGAAAGCAGUGCUUGCUGAGUCCUGGUGAAUAUUUCAAAGUGCUGCCCCUGGAAAACUGCUUUAACAAAUGCAGUGUUUGGGGACCAUCCAUUACUAUUAAAACUCAGCUCUGGUGGAUGAUUUUCAACAGAAGAGGACUGCUCAGACAAAGUGUUUCCAAAAACAGUGGCAAUUCUGCUUUAUACCAAACCGCAGUAACCUGUCUGACUUCAGUUCAUAAUCAGCCUGAGGCUGUUUUGGGUUAUGUUAAUGAGUAAAAUGCUGCAUGCCUGGAAACUUUCUUGAAGCCAACAUAUGUAUGUUUAUUAAUAUUGUGUUCAGACUAUUAAUUUAUGAAUGCAUUGUAUUGCCAGUGUAGGAUGUUGCAUUGUAGUUGUACAGCAGUUGCUUAUGAGGUGCUGACUCCUACUCUGUGCCUCUGCCUAGGCAUGACCAGUAGACUGCCCUUCUUUGAAAGGAUGUAAUUCUCCCAGAGGAACAGUAAACAAUGUGUGUUCAGUGCUAACAGUCUGGGGGCAGCUCCUCUUUCUGCUGCCACUCACCUUAUUAAGGGAAGCUGUGAACCUUGAGCAUGGAGGCUGGGAGCCAGGGAAGGUUCUCCAUUGCCCAGCAUAAGGACUUGCAGUACCACAUCCUGUGUUCUCGUUAGCAUGAGGUCUGAUGGGAAAGAACCUGCAAGAGAAUGGUUUGAAGAUCUGCUUCUCCUAUUCCAUUCAGAAGAAAAGCACGAAGCGUUGCUUUUAGCUUGCCUUGUGCAGAUAAUGGUCUGCCAGCUCACUCCUGGCAAACAGAGUGGUUGACAUGGCAGGCAGGGUGGUCAACCUCACAAAAUGCAAAUUGCUGUUCAGUAGAAGGCUGGUAAUAUGGGCUGUUAAAUACUUACGGAAGUUGUGUACAAAGAGGACCAAAGAACAGGAUUCUAAAUGAAAAAUGUAAUGAAUCUGACACUCUCCUGUUGGAUGUAACUGUACAGAUAUUGCUGAGCUCUUUGGUUUUAAUACUGUGAUAGAGAAACCCUUAUUCUCUGUAAUUCUCCACAACAGAUUCUUCAUUUGUCUGAAGUAAGGUAGUGUUCACCCCCUGCAUCCUGCAGGUUGCCAGCAAACUGCCUCAAGUGUACAAACUGCCAAAACAAAGGUGUAGUACGUGCAGGUAGGAUGUUGUCAUAGUUCAAUGGAGGAUACUUGCUAUGAAGAAUUUCUCUGAUGAGCAUGGUAGGGAAUCCGUAAAGCAUCUCAUUGUUAAUUGCCAUGCCAGUGUGAUUGUAUAAAGCACUCUUCUUAGCUUUCCUUACCUCAUUUUGUGUAGACAUGUGUUUUGAUGAACAGAUGGUAUUUCUCUCUUUCCCUAGAGGACUUUUAGAAUGUCUUGUGAUAUUUAUUAACAGCAGUCAGUCUUCUGCUCUCCAGAAUGAAUGUUUUGCUUACUGAGCCAGUCCAACUCCCUCCUCCUGAUGGAGGUGUGCAGACAUCCAGCAGCCCUUCACUAAAAUCCAGCCAUGGGUAAACACCAGUAAAGCCCUUUCUCAUUUUGCAUAGCAGCUGCCUAUUACUGCUUACGUUGGCCAGAAAGGUUUUUCCUCCCGUUUGCACUGAAGAAACGCUGUACUCAGCUCUGAAUUUGUCAAAUGAGUGAGUACAGUCUGCACGUAUGUCAUUGCAAAGAGCCCAAAGCAGUGUUGGGAUAGCCAGGUGUCUGUAGCAUGCAGCGAUGGUUUGUGGAUGCCCUUCUGUCCACAUCCUUGUCUGUAAAGUCUCUUUGUAUGUAAAGAGCUGCACUAGUGACAGCUCUGAGACAAGUGGGAGAAUCUCAUGUGUAUAACAGCAUGCAAUCUUGCUUAAUUAGUAUCCCUAACAAUAGCCCGGACAAACUGGGUUGGGUUAAGCUGCAGAGUGAGACAUCUAAAAGCCCAAGGAGGACCAACAUUAGUGCAGAAUGAGGGUUUUCUCCCUUCUGGUAGCAGUCCUUGGCAGCGCAAGCAGCAGCAUGUAGGAUGGAUGGGGGAGCUGCAGUUUGGCAUGUUGGUGUUUGUGGCUGAUUUUAGAUCCCACCUGAUGGUACCAAAUUUGCCUCAGAAAGUACAGAGUCCCUCCACCGGAUCAGGAAGAAGAAAUAAGGAAUUGAGUUUGAAUCAGAGGAUAAAACUAUUUGCCUUCAAUUCUGUGUGUGUAAAUAGAGAUUUGAAAUGGCAGAUACCACCAUUUCUUCCCUAUGGUUCUGUUUGCCUCUGCGUGUACAUAUCCAGCUUUCUUGGUUUGUGGGGACCAGACUGUACCUUGUUUCCUGUUGUGUGCUGUAUGCAGAAGACGUCUUAUUUUGUCUGUAAUGUUUUAUAAUUUGCGUUCUGUCUUUUUGCUUACUUUUUUUGUAUCUCACCCUUUGAAUAAAAUCAAGUGCCCUACAUUAAACAAAUCGAAUUACUGGUCUUCAGUUAAGUACAUGUAAAAGUAUCAAACAAGCAUCUGUUUUCUUAAAUAAGAUUAGCAGCUUGGACAUGCUCUUGUUAAAAAACACUUUUCCUGUGCAAGUAGUAAAGCCACAAAGCUGCUUUUGGAUGUUAGUGCUUUGAAACAAGGAACCUGUGUCCUUAGUAUCAAUUAAAAUCACAGAACUAGAGCCAGGAGUGAAGUGCCAUAGAUUAAGGGGCAGCAGUUAAGUACAUAUUAUGGGGAUGAAGUUAUCUCAGUGGGGCCACUUGGCUAGGCCUGUAGUUUGGGAGCUGCUUUUGGACAAGCCUGAUCCUAAAGCUGUCCUAUUUCUCACCUAUUUCCAUGAUUUUAUCAACUAGUUGGAAUAGAUCACAGGUAUUUGAAAAAAGAAAAAGCAAGUUAGCUCACCCAGAUGGCCCAUUCCAUGCUAAAGAGGCUGUGAUAAAUGAGACCCAUACCUCAAGAGGGGGCAGGACACCUUUCUUCCACUUCCCCUCCUCAGGCCCAUUAUUUCCUGUUAAAAGUCCAUGUUUCUGUGGUCCUCACAAAUUCCCAUGGCAGCAACUUUACACAAACAAGCUGCUUGCCCAUGUCUGGAUUCUGAAAGUGGUGGUGAGCCCUGGCAUGUGGGGGGCACUGAGGAUGUGGGUGCCCCAUCCCUGGAAGUGCCCAAGGCUGUCGGUGGGGCCUUGGGGAGGCUGAGCUGGUGGGUGGCACCCAGCCCAAGGCAGGGGGUGGGGCUGGGUGGGCUGUGAAGUCCCUUCUGAUCCAACCAUGGUCCUAUGGUUCUGCAUGCUUAGAAGUUGGUUUCAGAGGAGACAGAACAGCGCUAAAUCGCAGAAAGACUCCUUCCAAAAAGCAGAGGGCUGCGACAGCAGCAUCUCCACCAGGCACAGAAAACAUCCUUUGCCGUUCUGGCUCCUGAUGCAGCUUAAAAUCUGUUACAUCUCUCUAAGAAGGGCCCUGUAUCGUCUCACUGCACCCAUCCCACUUGGGUUACCCAAUGGCCAAUGAGUAUCAGAGCAAACACUGCAUGAAAAAGCAAUAAAGCAAGGGGUUCAUUGGCGGCCAUCUUCAGUUUGACACCCCACAUAGUUUAUGGUUAUAGAUUAUACCCUGGUCACAUCUCCAGCCU